This is a messenger RNA of Medioppia subpectinata, 990 nucleotides long. NCBI's taxonomy places the organism in Eukaryota, Metazoa, Arthropoda, Arachnida, Sarcoptiformes, Oppiidae. The record is from the annotation of a GenBank genome assembly.
AUGAUACCCCAGUUGAAAUUUCAACAACAUGAGGGCAAACUAAUAUUUAGUGGAAACACACCGCUAUUACAAGUGGCGGAACCAAAACUCAUUAAACAAAUUCUUGUUAAAGAUUUUCAUAUAUUUUCGGACCGAAAUUCAGUUUCCAAAAGCAAAGAACACCCGAUUGUGGGGAAAAUGUUGGCUGAACUUCAAGGGGAAGACUGGAAGAGAGUCCGAUCCAUAACCACUCCUAUAUUCACUUCCGGCAAAAUGCGGAAAAUGUAUCCAAUGGUCAGACAGUCUGUGGAGGGGUUUAUGAAUACAUUGAGUGAAUACGCAAAAGACAAACAUGAGAUCAAUGCUAAGAAUAUGUACGGCUGUCUAACUAUGGAUGUGAUCGCAAACUGCGCUUUCGCUACAAAAAUCAAUGCUUUCAAAGAUCCAAACAAUGCAUUUGUAGUGAACGGAAGGGAUGUGUUUAAAGUUCCGGAUAACAUUAAUGAUGAGAGCGAUAGAUAUGAAGAGCAUCACAUCAAUCAGGGCGAAGAAGAAUUAGAAAUUGAGAAAAAAAUAUUAAGUAUAAAACAAUCAAAUAAAUUCAUAACAGAGGAUGAGAUGAUAGGGCAGGGAUUUAUUGUGUUUAUCGCUGGAUAUGAGACAACAGCCACUACUCUGUCCUUCUGUUCCUAUGAAUUGGCACUCAAUCCAGACGUUCAGCAAAAACUAUACAAAGAAGUGAUGUCUUCGAUGGACACAAACGGAGAGAUUGAUUACGAAGUGUUGACAAAACUCCCGUUUUUGGAUGCAGUCAUCGCUGAAACUCUUAGACUCCAUUCACCUGUUGUUAAAAUAAGUAAAAUUGCUGCACAAGACUACAAGUUGGGAAACACUGGGAUUACUGUUUUUAAGGGACAAGUUGUAGAAAUACCUGUUCAUGCCAUCCAUCACUCGGAAGAUUUCUAUCCAAAUCCCAAAAAGUUUAUUCCCGACCGCUUUUUACCCGAAAAC